Molecule: messenger RNA, 4032 nt
Organism: Triplophysa rosa
Lineage: Eukaryota; Metazoa; Chordata; Actinopteri; Cypriniformes; Nemacheilidae
Gene: npy2rl
Product: neuropeptide Y receptor Y2, like
Exons: 4
Coding region: 756-1874 (372 amino acids)
Biological process (GO): G protein-coupled receptor signaling pathway
Cellular component (GO): membrane
Molecular function (GO): neuropeptide Y receptor activity
Source: RefSeq, a predicted model, not a curated record
UCUCUGUUGAAAACACUGUGGGUUUGGCUUCCAUCCAUCCACACUGUGAAUGAGUGUAAUUCCAUCGUGCGCGUCAGAGGCGCUUGAGCUGCCCACCUCACCUGAACCUCGCAAUUUCCUCCAGGGCAAAAACAACUUAUAGCGUAAUUUAAAACGUGUUGUUAUUUUUUAAUUCAGCAUAUAUGUUUUUGUAUUUAUCUAUUUUAUAACCCUGCUCGUUAUGCAUCCUGAGGUGAGGAGCGGAUCGUUGGACACUGGCAAGACAUUGGUGAGUCAUUUCACUAUACGCUAUUGUGUCCCAAACACGCAUUUUAUUUUCAGCCAUACAACGGGAAUAUUUAACAAAGAAUAAGAUGGUUUGUAAACAUCGCUGUGUCCUCUUUUACUUUGCGCUCGGUCACGGAUCAUUGGAAACGCGCGUAUCCGCGCACAAGGAAGUGUGCCGUGAAGUUUCUAUGGACUAUAAUGUGCGCGCGUCUCUGGUGAUAUUGAUGUACAGUGUACCUGUUCAUCUCAGGCUGAGCUCUUGAAUAAAGCCUCGAGCUCUCAACGAGCCAAAUAUAUUGGCUUAACGAAAGAACCUGACAAGUUUUUUUGUCGUCGAGAAUGCGCAGGAAUAGAGAAGACGGAAAGUAACAAUGUGAGAUUAUACUAGAUGUUUUAUUUCUGGCGUGCGCUCUCUGCAAGGCUAUAUGAAAAAUUCAUACUCCUGGGUGGAGAUCUAAUGGUCACUGCGUAACAUGGCAAUAUGACAAAUGGAUUCCCUCAAUUUAAUCAAUGGCUCCGUUGGGAGCAAAGACCUGGCCAUUGGUGAGGAUUCAUCUGACGUGACCCUGAACCAUGCCCUGCUAGAGCUGGGGGACAGCACCAAGCUUCUCGGUGUCCAGGUUGUCCUGAUCCUGGCGUACUGUACCAUCAUUCUUUUGGGCGUGGUGGGGAACUCCCUGGUGAUUUACGUUGUCUUCAAAUUCAAGACGCUUCGCACCGUCACCAACUUCUUCAUCGCAAACCUCGCCGUGGCUGAUCUGCUCGUCAACACCUUGUGUCUCCCAUUUACUCUGGCUUACACUCUACUGGGAGAAUGGAAGUUCGGACAAGUUCUUUGUUUCACUCUUCCGUACGCUCAGGGUCUGGCCGUCCACGUUUCUACGGUUACUUUAAAUGUAAUUGCUCUGGAUCGACACAGAUGCAUCAUUUACCAUCUAGAUACCCGCAUGUCGAAGGACACCUGCUUUCUGGUCAUUGCUGUCACCUGGGUGAUAAGCGCCGUUCUGGCAAGCCCGCUGGCCAUCUUUAGGGAGUAUGGGGUUGUGGAGCUGUCUCCAGAUGAGUCCAUUGAAGUUUGCACGGAGAAGUGGCCCGGGAGUAGCACAGAUGGCACGAUAUACUCAAUCUCUAUGCUGUUGCUGCAGUAUGUGCUGCCUCUAGCAGUCAUCUGUUUCGCAUACAUCCGUAUCUGGAGUAAACUCCGCAACCACGUCGGUCCAGCUGGCCGCAACGACAGGCACCAGCACCGACGCAAGACCACCAAGAUGCUGGUGAUGAUGGUUGUGGUUUUUGCGUUUAGCUGGCUGCCUUUCCACGCCUUCCAGCUCGCCACUGACAUCGACAUCAACGUGCUGGUCAUGAAGGACUUCCGUCUACUUUACACCAUAUUCCACAUCGUAGCGAUGUGCUCGACGUUCGCCAAUCCGCUUCUAUACGGCUGGAUGAACCGGAACUACCGCUCUGCCUUCGUCGCCGUCUUCCGCUGCCAGGAACGCCUGAAUUCUCUCCACGCCGAAGCCCAGGGCACGACGGUCCGCAAAAAAAGCAAAAAGGCUUUGGAAGCCCAAGAUAUGGUGACGCCGCAUCUCAAUGCGACAGACGUCUGAGGUCAUUUCACAAGUGCGGUGGGCCAACGAAUUCCAUCUUCUCAUCAUUUCCACCAGUGCGUGAGCAAGAUCCACACUGUGACUGAUGGAUAUGUUUAUAAAUUAUAUAUAUAUAUAUAUGUCUUCACCUUACAAAGACUUUUGAAUCUGUAAAGAAUAUGAAAGCAUUAGCUUGUUUGGACUUAAGGGUGCACUCGAAGAGCUCUGAUAAAGUGUUAACAGCAAAUUGCGUCUCCUUUCAUGUGAAAGUAAUUUGCUCAGAGGAAUACCGAGGCUUACCUUUAGACUCCCAACGGCAGAAGAGAGAUGUUUUUACCCCUGCAGUAUGAAUGUUUCAACACGAAGAUCUGCGAUGCACGCUCUGUUGAACCGCGAGGGACUGCCUGCCGGUUCAGUACUUCUCAUACACAAACAAUGAAUGUAUUUCUUGGUUAAUCUAAAAUACAGCACAAGAGUCAUCUUUGACUUGCACUUGACGGAUGAUGGAGAAAAGGACAAGGCCGGAUCACCUUUUUUAUAACAUAACCCUAUAUAAACAGAUGUGCAUGAGCAAAAACAACUAUAGAUGUAAAAUGACAGCAACAUUGUACUGUGAUGGAAAAUGUGACUUCUGUAUAAUGUCUGUUUUGUAUCACCUUUGCAACCACUUUGCCACUUGAAUGUACUGUAAUAUGUGAUAACUCAAUAAUAUGUAAAAAAAAAAAAACAUAGGCUAUAAAUAUUACAUAAAGCUUACAUAGUCUGCCUUACAGUGUACAAAGAUGUGUUGAAUGAUGUUAUAUCAACAUGAAGGUAAAUCAAAAUGAAAAACGUCUUAUUUUCUUAUAUGCCGUGAUGUCCCGAAAGAAAAUAAUUCAAAGCUGCUUUAAGCAAAAAGAGAUGACUCAUUCAAGUUAUGAGAUUUCUGACAUAUUUCUGUACGCUUCAGCACAUGAUGACAUUCUUAAACCUGCUAAAUGCAGGAAAUGAGAAUGCCAGCUUCAAUUAACACUGUGUGCAUCCCGCUUCAGUUUUAGUAUGUAAAUUGAGAAUUGUUCAUAGGAUGUAUAACAGUUAUAGAAAACCGAGCUAUGAUUGCGUUGUUUGUAUGUUGAAUGGAAUACAAAUCUUACUUUGAUGACAAUAUCCGUGGCAUGCUGUCCAUUAUCAAUUUACAUUUGUUUUUAUGGCUCUCUUCACAGUUUUCCAUUGUGGCAAAGCGGCUUUACAGGAAAGACAUUUUAGCAUUAAAGACAUUCAAUUCCGGCUUGUAUGGAAAUGGGCCAAAAAGAUGGAAACACUCUAAUAAAUGUUGGGUUAUUUUCAACCCAUCGUUGGGUCAAAAAGGGACGAACCCAACCGUUGGGUUGUAAUUCAACCUGUGCUGGGGUGUUUACAAGAGGAUAUUAAAAACAGUAAAAAUGAUCAAAUACAAAACUAUGUAAAUUUAUGCAUUUAUAUUAUGGUAUUGUAAUAUAAAAAAAUUCCAAUAAAAAAGCUCAUACAAAAAUGGAAAUUAAACGUAAAAUAACAAUUCUCCCUGUAAAAUUACAUGUUUUGCCAGUUUUUGUUUAAAUUUGCUGUCUUUUUCUGUAAUUUAAAAAAAUUGGAUUUACAAUAAUGAACUUACUAUAGACAUUUCGGGGUAGAUGUGGCUACCCAGUGCAUUUUUUAGAAAGAUUAUUGUCCACAUUAUUAUUUUUGGUGAUCGACAGCAUGCCACAGAUGAACUUUAACUCGUUUUCACCCCAGAAAAUUCUUGUUAUAACAAGGACAAGACGAUGAUGAGUCAGAAUGCCAAACAGCCCAGCUAAUGAAAGUCUCUUUCAGCUGUUGCCUAAUUACUUUAGAUGUGUCAAAGUGAACAAAAUCACACUUCUAGUUCUUCAGGGAUCUUUAAAACAUGAAAGAUUUUAUUUUAAUUAGUUUAUGUGUGAAAGUCUUUUACAAAAAGCUGCUGAUAUUUAUUAACCAGCGUUUUUUUUUAAAUCAGAUUUGAGUAUGAAACAGUUUACUUGGUUCAGAAAAGAUUCAACACGAUCUAUUGACACAACUUAUGGACAUAUACUGUAUAUACUCUAUUUGUGUACUCGAUCUGUUUUUGUGAAAUGUUAUACAUAGUGUUUGUAUGAACAGAUGUGUUUACAUUUGAAAAGACAGCACCUGCAAAUACAUGAUA